AUGGAGUUCUUAAACGGGUCUAUCGGAUCAAUGGUGAAGAUCUAUUGUCCUGCCUCCACUGGAACUAUCUUGCUGAUCGAUAAUCUGACAGGUCUAUUCCCAGGUCCAACGAUCGAAGCUCGCUCGGGCGAUACUCUCGUCAUAACCCUGACCAACAGACUUGAAGAUGAGUCGAUUUCCAUCCAUUGGCAUGGCUUACAUGUGCAAAGCCCAAUGGACGGUGCGGUUGGAGUCUCGCAAUGUCCAAUCGCUCCAGGGUCCAAAUUCAUCUAUAACCUCACCAUUCCUGAGAACCAGAGCGGGACAUUUUGGUACCAUGCUCAUUCCGGAGUGGCCAGAGCAGACGGGCUUUAUGGAGGCUUCGUAGUGCAUGCGCCUCCCCUUAAACUUCCUGUACGUGGCCUCAUGGCCGAAGAGGAGAAAGCAAAUCAUCGAGACAACUACAGCGAGGACAUGUUGCUUCUGAUUGGUGACUGGUAUCAUCGACCAGCUUUCCAAGUUCUAGACUGGUAUAUGCGCGCUGGAUCUUUUGGCAAUGAGCCUGUCCCAGACUCGCUAUUAAUCAAUGGCGUGGGCCAUUUCAACUGCUCCAUGGCCGUACCCGCACGACCGGUAGACUGCGUCGAGAAUUAUAUCGAUUUGUCGUCCUUUACAGGCUUUACCCUGAGUUUCGCCGAGAGCGUUUUCGAUCUCAUCCAACUCGAUAGCAACGAUGUGGAACCCCAACCACAAGCCAGUUCAGCCGGCGUGCUCUACCCCGGACAACGUAUGGAUGCAAUCCUUAUACCUUCAUCAGAAAGUACCACACAUAAACAGAAAUCCAUGACUAUCAAAAUCGAUGACGAGAACCUCAGAUACCUCAAUCCAGCUCUGAGCGCAGAACAAACCUUUCUCAUCACCACAGACAAGACCACCAGCCCCCAGGCAGACAGCUCCAACUCCAAGCCGUAUCCUAAGCUCAAUCUCGAGACUAUCCCGUCUUCACAAACCAUCCUUUCUUCACUCCCCAAGCACGCCAACCAAACUCACGUCGUGUACACCAAGAUCCAGAAACUCUCCAAAAACCACAAUGUCCCUUACGCCUACUUCAACCGCACCUCCUGGAAACCGCAAAGCAACCCUCCAUCGCCCCUCCUCUAUCUUCCCCGCGACAAAUGGGACGAAAACCAACUCUCUAUUGCUACAGGACCUGAUCCGGUGUGGGUAGACCUGGUGGUGAAUAACCUCGACGAAGGGGCUCACCCUUUCCACCUCCACGGCCACCACUUCUACGUUCUACACGUGUAUAAAGCUCCCAUAGGCUGGGGCUCCUAUAACCCCUUUACCGACGCGUAUCCGCCAGGUUUAGAGCCUGUCGAUCGUGCCAAUGCCAAUGACAACGGGGUCAGGGAUGCUUCACCAUAUGAUCUCUCCCGUGCGGUACUGCGUGACACGGUCCAGAUCCCCAGUCGUGGGUAUGCGGUUCUACGCUUCCGGGCAGAGAAUCCAGGGGUGUGGUUGUUUCAUUGUCAUAUUCUGUGGCAUUUGGCGAAUGGCAUGGCGAUGGUGGUGGAUGUCAUGAGUGAUGAGACAAUCAAUGGUGUCUUCUCUGGUGGGCAGGAGUGUACAGCUAUAUAG
Aspergillus thermomutatus is the source of this 1617-nucleotide messenger RNA. RefSeq lists its product as uncharacterized. Gene Ontology annotation, molecular function: copper ion binding; oxidoreductase activity. The coding region runs from base 1 to 1617 and encodes 538 amino acids. NCBI's taxonomy places the organism in Eukaryota, Fungi, Ascomycota, Eurotiomycetes, Eurotiales, Aspergillaceae. The record is from RefSeq and is a predicted model, not a curated record. The transcript is spliced from 6 exons.